GUCAAAGUCAAGUCAGGAAUCUUUUCUUGAACUGUCAAACUUUUGAAAACAAUCAAUGAAGGUCACCUUCAGCCUGUGCCGCUGAAAUACAUAAAAUCUUCAGAAAACAAUGUGCUGCGGUAAAACUAGUCGGUAUAUUGUACUGUAAAUUAUUCAAGUGUGUGCCGUUGACGAGUAUACAUUCAAAAACUUACAGAGCCGAUGUUUAAAAGUUUGAAAACCGUCACUUGAAAAGUUUGUAGACAGAUGGCGAUCGAGCGUCGCGCGGGCUCGCCCCGGGCGGGGUCGCCGCGCGCGGGGUCGCCCCGGCCCGGGUCGCCGCGCGCGGGGUCGCCGGCCCGUGGGGGGUCGCCGGCGCGCGGGGGCGGGGACGGGGGCGGCGCGGGGGACGCGUGGAUCGAGCCCGCGCCGCUGCCCGCCAUACACAUCAUCACACUCAACCAUGCUGAGCAUCUCGACUCUACGAUCUACAGGUUCGAGAAGGGCGAGGCGCUGCAGUUCGCGCCGGGCCCGAGCCUGCUGGGCCGCAAGGUCUUCCUCUACACCAACUAUGUCGUCACCGAUGACCCGGAGGAGGGGUCGGCGGAGUUCGUGCGCAACCAGUACUACCUGCUGCCGUGGUGGCGCGACCCCGACGUGAUCCCGGCGGCGGGGGACGAGGCGGGGGGCGCGGGGGACGCGUGGGGGGACGACGCGGGGGGCGCGGGGGCCGAGCUGCUGGGCUCGGGGCUCGUGGUGUCGGACACCGACAUGUACUGCGAGCUGCAGCUGCGCCGCGCCGGCGUCUUCCACUUCUACUUCGUCUACGAGUCCACCGCCACGGGGCUGGGCCCGGCGGGGUCGGGGUUCUUCCACGUGGCGCCGACGCUGGCGCCGGGCGGGGCGCCGCUGCCGCUGGCGGGGCUGGCGGUGCAGACCGUGCUCAGCAAGUGCCUCGGCCCGCUCGAGCGCUGGGACCAGGCGCUCGCCGUCUCGCGCGACGCCGGCUACAAUGCGGUGCACUUCACGCCGGUGCAGGAGCGCGGCGGCUCGGACUCGGGCUACAGCCUGGCGGAGCAGCGGCGGCUCGACCCGCAGUUCCGCGCCGACCCCGCCGACCUCGCCGCGCUGCUGCAGCGCAUGCGCAGCGAGUGGCACAUGGUGUCGAUCUGCGACGUGGUGCUGAACCACACGGCGAACGAGAGCUCGUGGCUGUGGGAGCACCCCGAGGCGGCGUACUCGUGCUUGACCACGCCGCGCCUGCGCCCCGCGGCGCUGCUGGACGCGGCGCUGGCGCGGCUCGGGGCCGCCGUGGCCGCCGGCCACCACGCGCCCGCGCUGCCCCCGGCCAUCAGCCAGGAGAGCCAUCUCGAGGCGCUGCGGCACGUGCUGUCGUCGGCGGUGCUGCCGGAGCUGCGGCUGCACGAGCUGUUCUGCUGCGACGCGGACGCGCUGCUGCAGGCCUUCACGGCGCAGGCGCGGCGCCGCGUGCCGCCCGCGGGGGGCGCGGGGGGCGCUGCGGGGGGCACGGGGGGAGACGCGGGGGCCGAGCUGCGCCUCGUGCAGGACCCGCAGUACCGCCGGCUCAAGUCCACCGUCGACAUGGACCUGGCGCUGCAGCUCUACAACGUUUAUUGGGCGGAGUGCUACGACGAGGAGGCGCGCGUGCGGCGCUGCGCGGAGUCGCUGCGGGCGCGGCUGCAGGCGCUCAACCAGGCCGCCGCCGCGCAGCUCGAGGCGCACCUCGCCGCUGCGAUAAACAACAUCGUCGCCGGCGUACGAUACCAUUACAUCCAAGCAGACGGGCCUAAACUUGGAGAAGUCAGCGAGAAAAAUCCUCUUGUACCAAAAUACUUCACGUGGCCGGCGGGGUCGCUGGCGUCGGGCGCGGCGGCGGAGGCGGCGGUGUGGGGCGCGGCGGCGGGCCGCGUGUGCGCGCACAACGGCUGGGUCAUGGACAUCGACCCCCUGCUGGACUUCGCCGCCGACACGCAGGUGUACCUGCGCCGCGAGCUCAUCGCCUGGGCCGACAGCGUCAAGCUCCGCUACGGGUCCCGGCCGGAGGACAGCCCGUACCUGUGGGCGCACAUGCGCGAGUACGUGGAAACGACGGCCGAGCUGUUCGACGGCGUGCGCCUCGACAACUGCCACUCCACGCCGCUGCACGUGGCGGAGUACAUGAUGGACUGCGCGCGCGCCGUGAACCCCGAGCUGCUGGUGGCGGCCGAGCUGUUCACCAGCAGCGAGCUCACCGACGCGCUGUUCGUCAACCGCCUCGGCCUCACCAUGCUCAUCCGAGAGGCGCAGUCGGCGUGGGACGCGACGGAGCUGGGCCGGCAGCUGCACCGCUGGGGCGGGCCGGCCGUGGGCUCGUUCACGCCGCGCCGCCGCCGCCCCGCGCGCCCCGCGCCCGCCCCCGCGCUGCUGCUGGACCUCACGCACGACAACCCGCCGCCCGCCGCGCGCCGCUGCGUGCUGGACGCGCUGCCCGCCGCCGCGCUGUGCGCCGCCGCCGCCGCCGCCGCCGGCUCCACGCGCGGCUACGACCAGCUGCUGCCUUACCAGGUGGACGUGGUGUCGGAGCGGCGGCUGUACCCGCUGGCGGAGCAGGCCCCGGCGGGGAUGACGGCGGCGCGGCGCGCGCUGAACCAGCUGCACCAGCAGCUCGCGCGCGACGGCUACUGCGAGAGCUACGUGGACCAGCUGGACCACGACGUGCUGGCUGUGACCCGCCACGACCCGCGCAGCCGCCGCAGCGUCAUCGUGGUGGCCUACACCGCCUUCAGCCCGCCCGCGCCCGGCGCGCGCCGCCGCCCGCCCGCCCUGCGCGUGCCGGGCCGCCUGCUGGACGUGCUGCUGGAGGCCGAGCUGCGCGACGGCGCGUCCGCCCCCGCGCCCCCCGCCGCCGCCGAGCUGCUGCUGGCGCCCGUCACGCACGAGCUGUGGAUGCAGCAGCACGUGCCGCUGGCCGCCAGCGCCAUGGUGGAGGCGGCGGCGGUGGAGGGCGACGACACGCUGGUGACGUUCCGCGAGCUGCGGCCCGGCAGCGUGCUGGUGCUGCGCGUGGCGCCGCCCGCUGCCGCCGCCGCCGCGCUGCGCGAGCUGGCCGCGCCCGCGCUGCUGCAGCCCUUCCGCGACGCGCUGCGGCCGCUCAGCCUCGUGGACCUCAACGCGCUGCUGUACCGCUGCGAGGCGGAGGAGCGCGCGGCGGGCGGCGGCGCCUACCACGUGCCGGGCCACGGCGCGCUGGUGUACGCGGGGCUGGCGGGCGCGGGCGCGCUGCUGGCGGACGCGGCGGCGCGGCAGGACCUGGCGCACCCGCUGGCGCAGCACCUGCGCGCCGGCGACUGGCUGGCCGAGCACCUGGCGAGCCGCCUGGUGCGCGAGCCGGCGCUGCGGGCGGCGGGGGGCGCGCUGGGCGCCGCGCUGGCGCCGCUGGGCCGCCUGCCGCGCUACCUGGUGCCGUGCUACUUCGAGCGCGUGGCGGGCGCGGCGGCGCGGCUGGCGGCGCGCGCGGCGCUGGCCCGCAUGUCCCGCUGGGUGCGCGGCGGCUGCUCGCUCACGCGCGCGCUGGCGCUGACCUCGGUGCAGCUGGUGGGCGCGGUGCCCGGGGCGGACCUGCCGCCCGCCUCGCCCGCGCUGCCGCCGCCGCGCCCGCCCGUGCCGGCGCCCACGCUGUCGGCGGGCCUGCCGCACUUCGCGGUGGGCUACAUGCGCUGCUGGGGCCGCGACACGUUCAUCGCGCUGCCGGGGCUGCUGCUGCUGCCGGGGCGGCACGCGGAGGCGCGCUGGCUGCUGCUGGGCUUCGCGGCGGCGGCGCGGCACGGGCUGCUGCCCAACCUGCUCAACGGCGGGGCCGGCGCGCGCUACAACUGCCGCGACGCCGCGUGGUGGUGGCUGCGCGCGCUGCAGCUCUACUGCGACCACGUGCCCGACGGAUACCAGAUACUCAAUGAGCCGGUGUCGCGGCUGUUCCCGACGGACGAGUCCCCCCCCGCGCCCCCCGGCGCCGCCGACCAGCCGCUGCAGGACGUGGCGCAGGAGAUCCUCAACAGGCACUUCCAGGGCGUGGUGUUCCGCGAGCGCGACGCGGGGCGCGGCAUCGACGCGCACAUGACGGAGCGCGGGUUCACCGUGGCGCUGGGCGUGCACCCCGAGACCGGCUUCCCCUUCGGCGGCAACGACGCCAACGCGGGCACCUGGAUGGACAAGAUGGGCUCGUCGGAGGCGGCGGGCACGCGCGGGCGCCCCGCCACGCCGCGCGACGGCAGCGCCGUGGAGCUGGUGGCGCUGGCGCACGCCGCGGCGCGCUGGCUGCAGCGGGCGCACGCCGCCGGGCGCUACCGGCACGCCGGCGUGGCGCGCCCGCCGCCCGCCGCCGCCGCCUGGACCUGGGCGCAGUGGGCCGAGCGCAUCGAGCGACACUUCGAGCGCAGCUUCUGGGUGGGCGCGGAGAGCGGCGCGGGCGAGGCGCGGCCCGACCUCGUGCACCGCCGCCUCAUGUACAAGGACUCGGUGGGCGCGUCGCAGCCGUGGGCCGACUACCAGCUGCGCUGCAACUACGUGGUGGCCAUGGCCGUGUCGCCGGCGCUGUUCCACGCGGCGCACGCGCGGGCCGCGCUGGACACGGCGCGCCGCCUGCUGCUGGGCCCGCUCGGGCUCAAGACGCUCGACCCCGACGACUGGGCCUACGCCGGCGACUACGACAACGACAACAACUCCACCGACCCCAAGGUGGCGCACGGCUUCAACUACCACCAGGGCCCGGAGUGGGGCUGGGUGCUGGGCUGCUACCUACGCGCGCGGCUGGCACUGGGCGGCGCGGGGGCGGCGGGGGGCGGGGCGGCGCGCGUGGAGGUGCGGGCGGCGCUGGGCGGUGCGUGGGCAGCGCUGCAGGCGUCCCCGUGGCGCGGCGUGCCCGAGCUCACGCAGGCGGGCGGCCGGCCGUGUCCCCACGCCUGCCCCACACAAGCCUGGAGCUCCGCUACGCUGCUCGAGACGCUAUACGACCUGCGCGAGGCGGAGCGGUCGCGGGCGCUGCCGGCCAGCGACUGACGCGCGGCGCGAGUGUGGCACGGCGCGCCCCGCCCCCCCCGCGCGCCCCGCGCCCCGCGCCCCGCCAGCCUGUACGCCGAGCCCUACGAGCCCGCGCCGCGCCGCCGCCGCCUGCUGGCCGCGCUGCGCCGCGCCCGCGCCCCCCGCGCCC
Molecule: messenger RNA, 5185 nt
Organism: Plutella xylostella (diamondback moth)
Lineage: Eukaryota; Metazoa; Arthropoda; Insecta; Lepidoptera; Plutellidae
Product: glycogen debranching enzyme
Biological process (GO): glycogen biosynthetic process; glycogen catabolic process
Molecular function (GO): amylo-alpha-1,6-glucosidase activity; 4-alpha-glucanotransferase activity
Source: RefSeq, a predicted model, not a curated record